CCGCCGUUGUCCAACGUCAAGCACGCGGGUGAGCAAAGCAAAAUAAAGAAACGUGCGUGCAGCUCGUCGCUUCGCAACUUCGUAAACAAUCCAACAUUAAACGUAGUUCUUUUUAUGUUAAUUUGCAAAACAUAACUCCACAACAUGUCGCUGCACAUUACCAGCGCAACCGAGGGCCAGUUGCAGGUGCAUUUCACCACCAAACAGAAACAGUAUGCCGUACCGGACGUUCCCUACUCGAUCCGUGCGAACGUUGGCUGCUCGGAGCUAAAUACGCUGCUCGGCACAGUGCUGAAAGAUGCGGGCAACAAGCAAGGCGCUAAAGUAGCGUUCGAUUUCCUGCUCAAUGGAGAGUUUGUACGAUCGACCCUGUCGCAGCAUUUGAAGGAGCGGGACAUUUCGUUCGAAGAUACGAUCGAGCUCGAGUACGUGGAGCGGUACCCGGCACCGCAGCCGCAGGAUUGUCUGCUGCACGACGACUGGGUGUCGGCGGUGCAGGCCAAGGACGGCUGGAUACUGACCGGCACGUACGACAACACGGUCAAUCUGUGGAAUACGAAGGGCAAGCAUAAACUCACCAUUCCCGGGCAUGUCGCCGCAGUGAAGGGAGUUGCCUGGAUAUCGCUGAACGAGCAGACGGGCGUGUUUGCCAGCGCCAGCCACGACCAAACGAUCAUGAUCUGGGAGUGGAACAUGACGACCAACACGGCGGAGUGUGUGCACGUGUGCAAGGGGCACGAGCGUGGCGUGGGUUGCAUUGCGGUCAACCCGGCCAAAACGCAGAUGGCUUCGGGCAGCAUGGACACGAUGCUGAAGAUUUGGUCCACCGAGCUGCAGGCGGACAAGGGGGAACCGUCCGCGACGAAGAAGGCCAAGCUAGAGCAGGAUAACGUGCGCACGCCGGUGGUGACACUUGCCGGGCAUCGUGAGUUUGUAUCGGGCGUGCAAUGGAUCGACAACACGACGAUUGCCACGUGCUCGUGGGAUCACACGAUCAAGCUGUGGGAUCUGUCGAUGGGCGGCAUUAAGACGGAGUUUACCGGUAACAAGUCGUUCUUCGAUCUGAGCUAUUCACCGUUGAAUGGAAUGAUUAUCACUGCUUCGCCGGACAAAAAUCUUCGCCUGUACGAUCCUCGAUCAAAGCAUGGCAACUUUGUGAAAAACACCUACCUGGGACACUCGCAAUGGGUACAGACGUGCCGUUGGUCCACCACAAACGAGUAUCUGUUCGUGUCCGGUGCGUACGACAAUCGCGUCAAGCUGUGGGACUACCGUUCACCGAAGGCACCGAUCUUUGAGCUGAUCGGCCACGAGGACAAGGUGCUGGCAUGCGACUGGUCCAACCCGAAGUACAUCCUUUCCGGCGGCUCCGACAAUGCGGUGCGCGUGUUCAAAUCUAGAAUAGCGGUUGAUAACACCAAGGACGAUUGAAUGGCCGCGCUACAUUUUUGAAUCGUAUGGUUAUUCGUAUGUAUAGAUGCUUACAUUUCUGGUAAAGCUGUAGCUUUCAUUUAUACAUAAGCGCAACAUAAAUAAAUGUACGAACGGCAAAA
This is a messenger RNA of Anopheles gambiae (African malaria mosquito), 1553 nucleotides long. RefSeq names its product ribosome biogenesis protein WDR12 homolog. The record is from RefSeq and is a predicted model, not a curated record. Gene Ontology annotation, biological process: ribosome biogenesis. Bases 145 to 1431 code for a protein of 428 amino acids. Lineage: Eukaryota; Metazoa; Arthropoda; Insecta; Diptera; Culicidae. Gene Ontology annotation, molecular function: protein binding. The transcript is spliced from 3 exons.